Molecule: messenger RNA, 1762 nt
Organism: Solanum lycopersicum (tomato)
Lineage: Eukaryota; Viridiplantae; Streptophyta; Magnoliopsida; Solanales; Solanaceae
Source: RefSeq, a predicted model, not a curated record
GAAUAUCAAAAUGGAAAAUUUCUUAACAGUCUCCACUCUCCAGUUUUGUAUAAAUAUGUGAAAGCCUGCUAAGCAUAAACCAUCACUCGCCUUUCUCUCUCUUCUGCAAAACGAAAAAAAAAAAGUGUGUGUUCGCCGGCGCUUAAUUCGAGGAGAUUUAGAGCGAGAGAAAACGUUGUGUUCGCCGGCGUUUAUUCCGAUCUGUUCAGUUUAACAGAAGAAGAAAAAAUCGGAAAUCGGAGAAUGGCAGCUCAACCGAAGAAUGUCGGAAUUCUCGCCGUCGAGAUUUACUUUCCUCCUACUUGCCUACAGCAGGAAGCAUUGGAGGCUCAUGAUGGAGCAAGCAAAGGGAAAUACACAAUUGGUCUUGGACAAGAUUGUAUGGGCUUUUGCACUGAGGUGGAAGAUGUUAUAUCAAUGAGUUUGACAGCAGUUACUUCCCUUUUGGAGAAGUAUGCUAUUGAUCCAAAGCAAAUUGGUCGUCUAGAGGUUGGAAGUGAAACCGUAAUUGAUAAGAGCAAAUCCAUCAAGACAUUCCUGAUGCAAAUAUUUGAGAAAUCUGGAAAUACUGACAUUGAAGGAGUCGACUCAACUAAUGCAUGCUAUGGGGGAACUGCCGCAUUGUUCAACUGUGUGAAUUGGGUCGAAAGCUCUUCAUGGGAUGGUCGCUACGGACUCGUUGUGUGCACUGAUAGUGCGGUCUAUGCUGAGGGAGCUGCUCGGCCUACUGGAGGUGCAGCAGCAAUUGCUAUGCUAGUCGGGCCAGAUGCUCCUAUUGUGUUCGAAAGCAAGAUUAGGGCUAGCCAUAUGGCCCAUGUCUAUGAUUUUUACAAGCCCAUACUCGACAGUGAAUAUCCAGUGGUUGAUGGCAAACUUUCACAAACUUGUUAUCUUAUGGCACUUGACUCUUGCUACAAGAGCUUAUGCAACAAAUACGAAAAAUUGGAGGGCAAGCAGUUUUCAAUUGAUGAUGCAGCCUAUUUUGUUUUCCAUUCACCAUACAACAAGCUUGUACAGAAGAGCACUGCUCGGUUGAUGUUCAAUGACUUUACAAGGAACGCUAGUUCCAUUGAUGAGUCUACUAAAGAAAAGUUGGCACCAUUUUCAUCCCUAACUGGUGAUGAGAGUUAUCAAAGCCGUGAUCUUGAGAAGACAUCCUGGCAAGUAGCAAAACCAUUUUAUGACGAGAAGGUAAAACCGGCCACAUUAAUACCAAAACAAGUUGGCAACAUGUACACCGCGUCUCUCUAUGCUGCUUUUGCAUCCCUCCUUCACAAUAAGCACAGCUCAUUGGCUGGACAGAGGGUAGUAUUGUUCUCUUACGGGAGUGGAUUGACUGCAACAAUGUUCUCAUUAAAGCUUCACGAAGGUCAACAUCCUUUUAACUUGUCAAACAUCGCAACUGUGAUGAACAUUGAAGAGAAACUGAAGUCGAGGCAUGAGUUCACUCCUGAAAAUUUCAUCGAAACUAUGAAGAUAAUGGAGCACAGGUACGGGGGUAAGGACUUUGUGACGAGCAAGGAUUGCAGCCUUCUAGCUCCUGGUACGUACUAUCUAACAGAAGUCGAUUCGAAGUACAGAAGAUUCUAUGCAAAGAAAUGUGCUGAGAAUGGACUUGCCAAUGGUCAUUGAAUAUAAGUCCUAGUAUGAUAUAACUUCCAUGAAUUUUGCUUGUACUCUUUUAAUUAUAUAAUUGCUUCAUAAUAACAUAUAGUUUCUUUCUACUUCCCAACAAAUUCAAUAUUUGUUUCUUGUAUUCUCA